UGAUAAUAUUCUUCGAUAUAAUCUUGACGUGAUGCAUAUAGAGAAGAAUUUGUUUGAAAAUUGUUAUGGUACACUAUCUGGUUUAGAUGGAAAAUCAAAAGAUAAUUUAGAAGCUCGUAAAGACCUCAAAGAGAUGAACAUUAGGGAGGACCUGCACCCACAAGAAAAACCUUCAGGCAAGUUCUAUUUGCCACCUGCAAGGUUUGCUAUGUCUAAAACUGAGAGACAUGCAUUUUGUAAAGUGCUUCAGGGCAUAAAAGUUCCUGAUGGCUACUCUGGAAACAUAUCGAAAUCUAUAAAUUGUGCUGAAGGGAAACUUAUUGGUCUCAAAACACAGGACUGCCAUGUUCUACUUCAACAGCUCAUGCCUAUUGCUCUAAGGGGCAUUAUUCCAGAUGAUAUCACAGCAGUAAUGUUUGAGUUGUCAGCUUAUUUUAGAGGAAUAUGUUCAAAAGUGCUCCGUUUAGAUGACCUUGACCGCUUGGAACAAUCAAUUAAAGUUACACUAUGCAAAAUGGAGAUGAUAUUUCCUCUUGGAUUUUUUACAGUUAUGGUUCACUUAGCAGUACAUUUAGCAACUGAAUGUAAGUUGGGUGGACCAGUUUGUUAUCGAUGGAUGUACUUCAUCGAAAGGUACCUAUGCAAAUUGAAAUCAUAUGUUCGCAAUAAAGCUCAUCCAGAGGCUUCAAUAGCGAAUUCAUUUUUGGCAGAUGAGUGUAUGGUGUUUUGUUCUAGGUACCUGGAAGGUUUCUCCACAAAGCAUAACAAAUCAUCAAGGAAUGAGGAGAACCAGGAUCAUCAUGAAUCUGACUUAUAUGGAGAAGUUUCCUCUUUGUUUCCUCCUGUAGGAAAACCAUUGGGAAGACCAUCCAGUUUUAUUUUAACUGAUCUAGAGAAACUGCAAGCACAUAGAUAUGUACUAUACAAUUGUGAAGCUGUCAUUCCGUACUUGAAAGAGCAUGCUGCUGAUCUCAAAAGAAGAAAUCGUCAACGUCGUCUAUCUUUGAAACACAUUGAGAAUAUACAGAAUAGAGAGUUUCCGAACUGGUUCAGAGAACAUAUCAUGCAGUUGGAGCAAAAACAUGGUAGCGAUAGCAUCGAUGAGGACAUUAGAUGGCUGGCUCGCGGCCCAUUGGAUGCAGCAAGAAGACAUAGAGCCUUUAGCAUCCGUGGUUUCAGAUUUAGAGCCAAAUGUUAUGACAAGACGACACAAAAUAGUGGGGUUGUUGUGACUGCAAAAACAUCAAGUUAUUCUUCUAGAGGAGAUACUAACCCUAUCCUUGGAGAUAUUACCUACUAUGGCAGGAUACUUAAUAUAGUUGAGUUGGACUAUUAUGGAAGAUUCUCAGUGGUGUUAUUUAAAUGUGAAUGGGUUGAUGUCACUCGAGGAAAGGGAGUGAAAAUAGACAAAUUUGGAUGUACACUUGUGAAUUUCUCACAGCAAAUUCACAAGGGUGAUAGGAUUGAACACGAGCCUUUUGUAUUUGCCAAUCAAGUUGACCAGGUGUUCUAUGUUGAUGAUGACUAUAACAACCCAGGAUGGUCAGUUGCAUUGAAGAUGAAGCCAAGAGAUGUAUUUGAAAUGGGAGAAGAAUGGAAUGAUGUAGAAUGUGAACCUUAUCAUGUUAGUACUCUUGAGGACCUUUUUGCUAAUUCACAUAAUAGUUGUUCAUGGACUAGAAGAGAUGUAGAGGGUACAACUGUACAGGAAAAAGAUGUAGAUCCUAAUAGAAGCUCUGAUGAAGAAGAUUGAUAGCCCAUCAAAAUUAAAGGUCGUGGUCAUCAGGCCUGAUUCUGUUGGCUGAGGGCCACAUCCUGGGCUGGGAACUGUUUUGCUUUAUCAUAUAAAGAAUCUUGUGGUCUAUGGUUUCAUCAGAGUCGGCACCAUCAACUAUCAGAGGCUUGAGUGAUGCGGCUUUGGAUGUUGUAGUAGUUCUCAGUUUCUUUGGUUGCCCAGCUUUAAUGUAUGCCAUAUGGCUUGCGUGUGUUUUGUGCACUCUGAACCUGGAUGAUGUAUGGUUGCUUUGUAAAUAAAGAAGGGGAAACCUUUUUUUCUAAAAAUAAAGAUUUGAGAAU
This is a messenger RNA of Panicum virgatum (switchgrass), 2076 nucleotides long. RefSeq lists its product as uncharacterized. The transcript is spliced from 5 exons. The record is from RefSeq and is a predicted model, not a curated record. Lineage: Eukaryota; Viridiplantae; Streptophyta; Magnoliopsida; Poales; Poaceae. Bases 32 to 1753 code for a protein of 573 amino acids.